This is a messenger RNA of Mesocestoides corti, 618 nucleotides long. Lineage: Eukaryota; Metazoa; Platyhelminthes; Cestoda; Cyclophyllidea; Mesocestoididae. The record is from the annotation of a GenBank genome assembly.
AUGGUUGAAUGUAAUAAUAAAGGUGAGAGACUCAGCGGAGAAGACAAGAUGCUGAUAAAGCGUUCAAACAAAGUUUUGACAAAAUACUCCAAGACUUAUGCGGAUGACGCAAACUCUGAAAGCAGCUCCAGUAAUGGCGCUGACUUAUAUGACUUUGACAUGGAGUCAGAUACAUCAUCUGAAACGAAUAGCAAUUCAAUGUCGAUAUCUGAAGAGCGUGGAAAUGACACUGGUUGUUUAAACGGCAAAUAUCCAGUAAAACAAUUGUAUUCAGGAACCCUUGUAAGUGAUGACAGCUCCAUUGGUGAACAGGGCUGCAAUGCUGCAGGUAUUGCCAGUGGUGAAUCUGACUUAUCUGGCUGCGACAUAGAGUCAGAUACAUCAUCUAAAACGUCUUCUCUGGAAAUUCUGAGACCUGACGAGGAGGUAUAUGAAUCAGAUGUGAUGGCGGAGAUGGAACAUGGACCUGAGAAAUGGAUGCGGGAACAGGAACAAGAUCGUUCAGGGUUAAAGGUCACAAAGCCAUCCAUGAAAGGAAGGUGUCAACUAACAUUAUCCCAAACAAAAUACGAUGCUGAGAUUUUUCUUGCCUCACCUGCCCAAUGGCAAUGGUCCUAA